Molecule: messenger RNA, 960 nt
Organism: Vanessa atalanta (red admiral)
Lineage: Eukaryota; Metazoa; Arthropoda; Insecta; Lepidoptera; Nymphalidae
Product: guided entry of tail-anchored proteins factor 1-like
Exons: 2
Coding region: 175-684 (169 amino acids)
Biological process (GO): tail-anchored membrane protein insertion into ER membrane
Source: RefSeq, a predicted model, not a curated record
CUGACAUGUGACUGACAAGAAUAACAUCCAGAGCGAAAAGACGAACUGUAUAGAAUACUUGAAACAAAAUAACCAAAUAUCCUAAUUAUUUCAAAGGAAAAAAAGAUUAUGUACUGUAUACGAAAUUUGGUCUUGUCUUUAUAAUAAACAAACGGACGCUAUAUUUCAUUCACCAUGUUGGAAAUUGUAAACGGAUUUCUUCUAAUAUAUUUCGUUAUUCUAUGCACUUUAAGUGCUAUAGUUCCAAUUUUAGUGAAACCGAUAGCAGCUUGCUUUUCGAGGCCGUCUAGCGAGGAACGUGUAAUUCUAAACGAUUUAAAGAAACUCAAAGCAGAACAACAAAGUAUAUCAAUGAAAGAUGAAUUUGCUGCAUACUCGAAACUGCAGCGAAAAAUAAAUAAACUCGAUGUCGAAUUAAAAGAGAACUCACAAUCGCGAUUAAGCAAGAGUUUGGCUAUAAAGGGAUCAAUAAACAUCAUUCUCCAAGUGGUGAUAGCACUGGUUAUAAUUAUAUCAGUUAUUUGGUUUAGACGUGAACCAAUUGUGACCUUGGAUGGGGAUCUUUUUCCUCUCACUACGAUGCUUAGAUAUCCCAGCGAUAUGCCAAAUGCAAUCUCAACUCAUGUAUGGGUUUUAAUUUCAAAUGUGUCAAUUAGAUCAUUACUUAAACCAAUUUUAUCAUGAUAAUACUAAUGAAUAAAUAUGUGUUGACUUUGUGUAAUGGUAAUUUAUUAUUAUAUUUGAUUAUUGCUGUGGUCUGGUUCUCUAUAGCUUAAUAUUGAUAACUUUAAUAUACAGUAAGCCUUCUUAAGUUAACCUAAAGCAUUUUAGCAAAAUAAUAAAUAUUUUUUUAACAAUUUGGUGGAUGACUCAAAAAUGUAAUUUGGCUCUCAGCACCAGGUCAUAUAAUGGUUAUGGUAAUUGUUCAAUUCAGAAUAAAUAAGGGUGGUUAAACAGAAA